AGCCCUAAGCAGGUUCAUCUCCCGACCUAAACAAGUCGAACGAACUUUGUCAUCUCCUGACGCAGAUUGAGCAGGGUCGUCCCCAAUUCUCCCAAACCACCCUUUCUUUCUUUGUUGUUAGAGGAACAGAACACCAUCAAUCCUCGUCUUUAGAUACUAAAAAAGAUCAAGUUCUACCAGUGUUAUGAGUCGAAUCGAGCGAUGCCGAUGUCACCCAAGAUCUUCUACUACCGCCCAGCGUCCCGCUUCCGCCGCUUCUCCUCCUCCGCCUUCCCCAUCCUUUGCCUAAGCCUCGGCCUCGCCGGUGUGCUGUUCGGCGUUUUCUCCAUCACGAGUCCCUCUAGAAAGUGUCAGGAUGGCGAACCCAGGUCGGUCUCUGUUGUGUGGGACCGUAAUGGCGGCGACGGAGCUGGUGGUGGAGUGCUGGAGCGCCACAAGGUGAUGGCUUUCGUCGGGAUCCAGACAGGGUUUGGAUCUGUCGGCCGGCGGAGGGCUAUCAGGCAGACCUGGUUGCCCUCCAGUCGCCAAGGUCUUCUUCGCUUGGAAGAGGCGACUGGCUUGGCUUUCAGAUUUGUUAUAGGAAAGACCAAUGAUAAAUCAAAAAUGGCAGCGCUUCAAACGGAGGUGAAUGAGUAUGAUGAUUUCAUGCUUAUAGAUAUUGUGGAAGAGUACAGCAAUCUUCCAUACAAAACGUUGGCUUUCUUUAAAGCAGCGUUUGCCCUUUAUGAUUCCGAUUUCUAUGUGAAAGCAGAUGAUGAUAUAUAUUUGAGGCCAGAUCGCCUUUCCUUGCUUUUGGCAAAAGAACGACCAACUACUCAAACAUAUCUCGGAUGCAUGAAGAAGGGCCCUGUUUACACUGACCCUAACCUCAAGUGGUAUGAGCCACUAGCACACCUGCUUGGGACAGAAUAUUUUCUUCAUGCUUAUGGUCCCAUAUAUGCGCUUUCAACAGAUGUAGUUGCAAGCUUGGUUGCACUGAGAAACAAUAGUUUCCGAAUGUUCAGCAAUGAGGAUGUCACAAUAGGUUCCUGGAUGCUUGCUAUGAAUGUCAACCAUGAGAACAACCUUGCUCUUUGUGAGCCUGAUUGCUCAUCAUCAUCAAUCGCUGUUUGGGAUAUUCCAAGAUGCUCAGGCCUCUGCAACCCAGAGAGGAAGAUGCUACAACUCCACAAAAAUGAGAUAUGUUUAGGAACUCCUACAUCAUCUGAUUAAUGAGAAAGCUAGAAACAUGGAAAGGGAUAGAAAAGUAUCCAACUGGCAACCAGAAUUAAGAAGAAAGUGAGCUUCUGUGACCAGCAUAUGUAAUCUGUUUGCUGGCAUUAGUUCUUGUGUACAAUUUGAUUCGAGGCAUCCAUAUCAUUCUUUCAAAAUCAUUAGUACUAGUUUACUGGUAAAGAAGAACGCUUAUAAGGGAGUAAUACUUCUAGGUCUCUUUUGGAUUGUAACUUCAAAAAUUUAAUGGAUGUGAGGACACAACCACUACUUCAAUUUAUAGGUGAGAGUGGUUCUCGUCUUCUUCAUAGUUCAAAGCUUAUGUGGAUGCUUUAAUUAUGAUUAUAUUAAGGGUGUGUUUGGUUGAUGGUUAUCCUUGAUAACCUUAGACUUCGAUUA
Messenger RNA from Zingiber officinale, 1611 nucleotides. Its product is annotated as probable beta-1,3-galactosyltransferase 14. The transcript is spliced from 7 exons. Gene Ontology annotation, molecular function: hexosyltransferase activity. The record is from RefSeq and is a predicted model, not a curated record. Gene Ontology annotation, cellular component: Golgi membrane. Lineage: Eukaryota; Viridiplantae; Streptophyta; Magnoliopsida; Zingiberales; Zingiberaceae. Bases 202 to 1212 code for a protein of 336 amino acids.